Molecule: messenger RNA, 674 nt
Organism: Branchiostoma floridae (Florida lancelet)
Lineage: Eukaryota; Metazoa; Chordata; Leptocardii; Amphioxiformes; Branchiostomatidae
Exons: 3
Coding region: 201-608 (135 amino acids)
Source: RefSeq, a predicted model, not a curated record
UGUGGACCGUCGGAAGACUCAUUGAGAGAUACAAGACAAGGGUGAGUGAAGACACGAGCCUACAAGCCGUGGAGUUCGACUGGCGACAUCAGACAGCGGAAGAGUACUUCCUGACAGAAGAACAUGUGACAACGUUCAAUCUGGUCCAUGCAGUCCAUGUUCUCUACCACGUAAAAGACCUCCACGCCACCUUGCGGAACAUGUGGGAACAGCUGGCAGACGGUGGUCACAUGGUGGUCGAGAUAAAGUCGGAUAAUGGUGUCGGUGGAAGGUUGUACUACAAGUUGUGGGCGGAAUUCGGCGACGGUGACCGCCUAAAGUCGGUGUUCCGUAUGUCGUGCGACGUCAAACAGUGGCUCGACAAAAUGGACAUAAGCUACGUUACUUCUGAAGAAGAAACCAACAUCGACGUCACCGAGUGCUUCAAGGAGAACUCUAAGACAGGGAUGCGGCUUCUUGAAUUCUUCACGCUGACACCUUACAUAGCUAAGGAGCCGGAAAUAAGAUCUACAGUACUGGAGUAUAUCCGCUGUAAUUCGUCGGUGGUUGGUGAUAAGGUUUUCUUCAAAUCGGUAUCUGAAGUUAUCGUCGCCCAUAAGAGACAGUAGGCAGUCAACAACGGUUAAGUCCAUCUAAAAUAUCUACAAACAUGCAGUUGUUACAUGCACUUUCUC